GAUGGCGGUGGCCAGUGACCCGAGUGGUGCUGUGGCGGCGACGACGGCGAUGACGAUGAUAGAUGAGAUGUACGAGUUCUCUGCGCCUCGUUUCUUUGACUUCAUCAACGGAGAGACUGAAGAGGAUCAGCGGAGGGCUGAGCUUUGGUUCGAAUCGGCCCUCAGUUAUGGCCCUUCUCCUUUUAUGGCCAGAAUCAAGACUGGUAGAUCCAUCAAGGUUGAGGCCUUAUGUGAUUUUGGUGAAGCAGAGGCUUCGCAGAAGGAAACAGAGUUAUCUGUUUCAAUGACUGCUCAUCAUGUAUCAGAAGAUAAUACUCAAUGUGAGACAGCUCCCGCGCCUGACAAAGGGGAAGGGAUGGUCACUGAGGUCAUAGGACAUAAUGAGAGAGCCCCCAGCAACAUGGUUUCUGCUUAUGAGGAACCAAAAUUAGGAGAAGAGUUGGACGCUGGAGUUCGUAAAGGCACUCAAGAAGUUGACAGUGAUUCAACUUCAAAGUUGGUGGAUAUUGCAUUAACUGAUGAUAAAGAGAACGGCAAGUCCUCUGUUCCAGAAGGAGCAGAAGUUAGCACCCCAAAACCAGUAAUGGCUUCUCAAAAAGGAGAUGUAGUGACUAAUUCCAAGAAAUGCCAGACAGCUAAAAAGAUAGCCAGUUUGAUCAAGAACCCCUCCUCGUUGAGGCCUAAACAGAACUUGCAGUCUUCGCUAGCCAAGAAGUCCAAACCAGAGUGUGUUAAAAGAAAUACAAAUGUGAAGAACUCUGCUGCAACUCCUACUGUAGCUCAAGAAAACCAGGCUAUCAAGCGGCAGAAGUUGGAAGGAGGGAAAUCUAGACAGAUCUUAAAUGUCAAACCUCAAAUUUUGCCUCACAAAUCAAAAUUGGAUCUUGCAAGCCGCACUUCCAGUGUAUGCAGUUCAUCAGCAAAUAAGGCUGGGAAAGAAGAUAGAAAGGUUUACGUUAGGGAACCAGUGCCACAGUUCAUAUCAACGGCAGAAAUGAUGAAGAAGUUUCAGUCCUGUACCAGAGACUUGUCAUUACCGCAUCUUAGAAGUUCUCUUUCACAUGAUAUUGGUGCUUCAAAUAUACAGAGAAAGCCUACUAAACUCACACUUACGAGGCCCAAGGAGCCUGAACUUGAAACAGCACAGCGUAUCCGUACAGUCAGAGUAAAGAGUACUGCGGAGCUUGAGGAAGAGAUGAUGGCUAAAAUUCCAAAAUUCAAAGCUCGGCCAUUGAACAAGAAGAUUUUGGAAGCUCCAGCAUUACCAGUUUUACAGAGAAGUACACCUAAGCCACCAGAGUUUCAGGAGUUCCAUUUUGAGACGACAUCAAGGGCCAAUAACAAUGCAGAAUCGGCUUCUGUUGCUUCCACAGAAAAAUCUCAUCAGGCACAGAAUCACCAAUGGAAAUUUCAUCUAACGGAACCUAAAACUCCACUCCUACAAACAUCCUUGAGGGCCCGCCCACCACGAGUGAAAAGUUCCUUUGAACUAGAGCAGGAGGAACUUGAAAAGGUUCCCAAAUUUAAAGCAAGGCCUCUGAAUAAGAAGAUUUUUGAAAGUAAAGGGAACAUGGGGAUGUUCUGUAAUACAAAGAGACACUUAACCCAACCCCAAGAGUUCCACUUUGCAACAGAUGAACGAUUUCCUCAACCUACUGCUGUUUUUGACUUAUUUGACAAGCUUUCAUUGAAAUCGGAACCCCGACAAGAGAUCCCAAUUCCGAGAAACACGGCCCCUAAUCCUUUCCAUCUCCAUACAGAGGAAAGAGGAGCUGAGAAAGAAAGAAAAUUUGUGACUGAAUUAACGCAAAAGCAGUUGGAAGAGGAAAGAGCCAGGAUUCCCAGAGCUAAUCCAUAUCCGUAUACAACAGAUUACCCUGUGAUUCCUCCAAAGCCCGAGCCCAAGCAUUACACCAAACCCGAACCCUUCCAACUGGAAAGUCUUGUGAGGCAUGAAGAAGAAAUGCAGAGAGAAAUGGAAGAAAGAAACAGAAAAGAGAAAGAAGAGGCCCAGAUGAGGAUUUUCAAGGCCCAGCCGAUUUUAAAAGACAGGGAUCCAAUUCCACUUCCCGAGAGAGCCCGCAAGCCUCUCACACAAGUUCAGGAGUUUAAUCUCCAUGUAGAUCACCGGGCUGUGGAUAGAGCAGAGUUUGAUCAAAAGGUCAAAGAGAAAGAGGCAAUGUAUAAGAGAUACAGAGAGGAGAGUGAGGCUGCUAAAAUGAUUGAAGAAGAGAGAGCAUUGAAACAGCUGAGAAAGACACUGGUUCCCCACGCGAGGCCAAUCCCGAAAUUUGAUCACCCCUUCUGUCCUCAAAGGUCUUCCAAGGAAACAACGAAAGCAAAGUCUCCGAAUCUACGUGUGCUACGGAGGAAGGAAAUGAGAAAGGCAGUCACCAUGCUUCCUGCAGCCUCCAGUGCCGCUGCUCUUAUGAGAUGACGACCCUUCAGUCUAAGGUCUUGUAUUUUGAUAUGUUGUAGCAGCGCGGUGUUCAAGAACAUUUGAACCCAGGGGGGGAAGGGUCACUGGGAAAUUAUGUACCGUCCUCUUCUGACAUUCAACUAUUGUAGGAAUACCUUAUAUUGUUCGUGUACACUAAUCUCCAAUUAAUAGU
Messenger RNA from Rhodamnia argentea, 2612 nucleotides. RefSeq names its product protein TPX2. The record is from RefSeq and is a predicted model, not a curated record. Lineage: Eukaryota; Viridiplantae; Streptophyta; Magnoliopsida; Myrtales; Myrtaceae. The transcript is spliced from 20 exons. Bases 2 to 2437 code for a protein of 811 amino acids. Gene Ontology annotation, cellular component: mitotic spindle; nuclear microtubule. Gene Ontology annotation, molecular function: protein kinase activator activity; microtubule binding. Gene Ontology annotation, biological process: regulation of mitotic spindle organization; activation of protein kinase activity; mitotic spindle assembly.